AUGCCUGCUGUUGGAAGGGCUCUACUUCAUGUUCAAGCUCCUACCUUCAAUACGAAGCUCACGUUUAUCCUGUCCGCUAGCACGACCUUUCUGCUGGCAGCAGCUGCCACAGACGAGCCGUCGCUCGCUGAAGCAUUCAAGAUCCUCAAGCCAAGCGAUGGUGUAACGCAUCCUGGAGAAGACGGAGUGCUGCGCAGUUUGAACGCCGCCCGUGACACCGUCAUCGACUACGUUCAACUCAGUGAGCAUCAGAUUGCCGAGUUCCUCGCAAAAUACGACAAGAAGCGUGCUUUCGUGCCAGGCAUUGACGGCCGCGCAGUAACGUCCGAUGCUCAGCUGUGGGCUGUUCUCAACGCGAUGGUCGCACGCACACCAAAUGCGAAAACGUCCAAGAACAUCAGGGUACCCGGAGCUUUGAUUGAGGGCCGGGCAGAUUGUGUCGAGGGUGCUGUCUGCAAUGAGAAUGAUGACUGCUAUCAGUACAACUGUGUAUCAUGCAUUCAAUCUGUACCGUCGCCGUGCAACUUUGGUUCGUGCCCACCCACUGCGCUGAACGGAGAGUGCUAUAUCAAUAUGUGA
Bipolaris victoriae FI3 is the source of this 579-nucleotide messenger RNA. RefSeq lists its product as hypothetical. Lineage: Eukaryota; Fungi; Ascomycota; Dothideomycetes; Pleosporales; Pleosporaceae. The coding region runs from base 1 to 579 and encodes 192 amino acids. The record is from RefSeq and is a predicted model, not a curated record. The transcript is spliced from 4 exons.